AUGCUCGAACACUUCCUCAGAGCAAUCUCAUUGUUGACAGUAAGCAGUCGGCAAGACCGCUCCAGGUCUUCCACAACAAUAGUCGCCCAAAAGCUUGCCGCCGAAGUGGAUGUACUACAAAGGAGGGUGGAGCGGGAACGCAAACUCGCUCAUUUGGAGGCGGAACGGGAGCGCGAACUCGCUCUCCUGGAGGUGGAGCGGGAGCGCAAACUCGCUCGCUUGGAAGAAGAAGCCGAGCAGAGUCAGCUAGCAGCCAAACUCGCCGCAUUGGAGGCUAAAGCUAAAUCUUGUAAUUCUUAUCAUUCAAGUCGACAUUCUGAAAAACGCACAGCGAGGUGGGUUGCCGAACAAGAUGCAACUAUGACAUUGGUAGCACCUGUGAACGUAUCUGGUAAGGCACCGUCUGUUACCUUGGACAACUCCCGAGGAACGUUGCAACAGUCGUCUGUCCCUGCCUACUCGGUGCAACUUCACGCUUCCAACGUCAAACAUGCAGAUCGGCCCACACCCACACCGAACACUACAAGCCCACAGAUGCUAUAG
Chilo suppressalis (striped riceborer) is the source of this 543-nucleotide messenger RNA. NCBI's taxonomy places the organism in Eukaryota, Metazoa, Arthropoda, Insecta, Lepidoptera, Crambidae. The record is from the annotation of a GenBank genome assembly.